Messenger RNA from Trichomonas vaginalis G3, 1005 nucleotides. RefSeq names its product dolichyl-phosphate beta-glucosyltransferase protein. Lineage: Eukaryota; Parabasalia; Trichomonadida; Trichomonadidae. Gene Ontology annotation, cellular component: endoplasmic reticulum membrane. The coding region runs from base 1 to 1005 and encodes 334 amino acids. The transcript has a single exon. The record is from RefSeq and is a predicted model, not a curated record.
AUGGAUUAUGAUGUUAUUUACAAUCUAAUUCAAUACACUCUUCUUUUCCUGUUAAUAUUAGCCACGUUAUUCUUAUACUGCGAUAGAUAUAUUUCGAAUACUUCAAUUUAUGAUCGAAUAUUGUUUCCCUCAACAAAUCCAAAAAAGAUUUCCUACUCACUUCAAACAGGUCAAUGGAAAAGCGAUGGAGAUCAAUACCCAAUCAUUUUUGAAGCAGGAACUAUUGCUUUAUCAAUAAUUAUAUUUUUUGAAGAAGAAAUACUGAACAUAAAGGAAACUAUGGAAACAAUCAUUAAUAGCUUAAACGAACGCCAUAAUAAAAACCCAAAUUUUACGUGGGAAAUAAUUAUAUAUUCCAAUUCUGAGUUUCCUAACAACCAAACAUACAUUCUUGACUUGGUGUCCAAAUCUUCUAACAUAUUAUUCGUCGAACCAACAUCAAAAAUUGAUCCUUCUUAUGCUCCAAUUAUUGCAGCUUUAAAUGCUCAUGGAUUGAACAUUCUCAUAACAGAUAUAUACAGCGCAUCUAAUAUUAAAGAUCUUGAGUCAGCAGAACAGAAGUUAGACAAUCUAAAAUCGUUUAAUUCAGCUUCAUUAGUUAUUGGAAACAGAAACUUAAAUAACUUAUUCGUUUCACAUACAAUGUAUGAAAAACUACUAAUUAAAGUUAAUAAAUUCCAACUUUCCCUUCUAAAUGCAGAAUUAAUGUCAGAUCCGCUUUGUCCUUACGUACUGAUGACUCGCGAGGCCGCCAGAGACAUACUAACAAAUGUUCAUAUCGGCGGAGUUACUUCAUUCGUUGAAAUGCUCGUUUUGGCGUUUGAUAACCAAAAUGGAGUCAAUGAAAUGAGAAUUUCAUGGAAUGGAACUGUUCCUCCAAUAUCUGAUAGCAAGCAGCUUCAAAACGUUACUUUGAGAAUCUUUGAAAUUGUAAUUUUCUAUUUCACUGAACUUUGGAUGUUUUCAAGAAAGAGAAAGGUUCAAGCAGCUAAUGACAUUGCUUAA